Molecule: messenger RNA, 4839 nt
Organism: Ramularia collo-cygni
Lineage: Eukaryota; Fungi; Ascomycota; Dothideomycetes; Mycosphaerellales; Mycosphaerellaceae
Product: probable myosin class V heavy chain
Exons: 3
Coding region: 1-4839 (1612 amino acids)
Biological process (GO): actin filament organization; vesicle transport along actin filament
Cellular component (GO): cytoplasm; vesicle; myosin complex
Molecular function (GO): ATP binding; actin filament binding; microfilament motor activity
Source: RefSeq, a predicted model, not a curated record
AUGUCGCAUACGUACGAUGUCGGCACCAAGGCGUGGCAGCCUGACGCGACCGAGGGCUGGGUGGCCUCGGAGGUCACCCACAAGUCCGUGGAUGGCGACAAGGUGAAGCUCAUCUUCACUCUCGAGAGCGGUGAGGAGAAAACAGUAGAGACGACGCUGGCAGCGUUGUCCGAGGAUGCCAUCAGCUCAACGCUGCCGCCGCUGAUGAACCCGGCCAUGCUCGAGGCCAGCGACGAUCUCACCAAUCUUUCCCAUCUCAACGAGCCGGCUGUACUGCAGGCCAUCAAGCUACGCUACGCGCAAAAAGAGAUUUAUACAUACUCCGGCAUUGUGCUCAUCGCAACCAACCCCUUUGCCCGGGUCGAUUCGCUGUAUGUGCCGGGCAUGGUGCAGGUAUACACUGGCAAGCAUCGUGCAUCACAAGCGCCACAUUUGUUCGCAAUUGGAGAGGAGUCGUUUGCCGACAUGCUGCGGAAUGAGAAGAACCAGACUAUCGUGGUCUCGGGAGAGUCGGGAGCAGGCAAGACGGUCAGUGCCAAAUACAUAAUGCGCUACUUCGCAACCCGAGAACCACCAGAACAACCUGGCAUGCGAGUGCGUGGCCGCGCAGAUACCAUGAGCGAGACGGAAGAGCAGAUUCUGGCCACGAAUCCCAUCAUGGAAGCCUUUGGCAACGCAAAGACUACCCGAAACGAUAACUCCUCACGAUYCGGCAAGUACAUCGAGAUUAUGUUCAACAAACAGACCGACAUCAUCGGCGCGCGGAUACGAACGUACCUCCUCGAGCGCUCAAGACUGGUCUUCCAGCCGCUCAAGGAGCGAAACUACCACAUCUUCUACCAGCUCGUGGCCGGUGCGUCGGAUGCGGAGCGAGAAGAGCUUGGAUUGCUUGCAGCGGAGCACUUUGACUACCUCAAUCAGGGAGGUUCGCCGGUCAUCGAUGGCGUGGAUGAUGCGAAAGAGUUUGCGGACACCCGAAAAUCACUCACGAGGCUUGGUGUCGCGGAAAACGUGCAAGCCAGUCUCUGGAAAAUACUGGCUGCGCUACUGCACAUUGGCAAUAUUAAGAUUACUGCCACUAGGACAGACUCGCAGCUGGCUGCAAAUGAGACCUCUCUGGAAAAAGCUUGCGAACUGCUAGGAAUCGACGCCACAGAGUUCGCCAAGUGGACUGUCAAGAAGCAGCUGGUCACUCGCGGUGAGAAGAUCAUGUCGAAUCUGACCCAACAACAGGCAACUGUUGUGCGAGACUCUGUUGCCAAGUACAUCUACUCCUCCCUCUUCGACUGGCUCGUGGAGACUAUGAACGGCUUCCUCGCGCCGGAGGUUGUCAUCGACCAGAUGCAAUCAUUCAUCGGUGUAUUGGAUAUUUACGGCUUUGAGCAUUUUGCAAAGAACAGUUUCGAGCAGUUUUGUAUCAACUAUGCCAACGAAAAGCUGCAGCAAGAGUUUAACCAGCACGUCUUCAAGCUCGAGCAAGAAGAGUACCUCCGCGAGGAGAUUGACUGGAAGUUUAUUGAUUUUAGUGACAACCAGCCUUGCAUCGAUCUCAUCGAGGGCAAGUUGGGUGUUUUGGCACUGCUGGACGAAGAGAGUAGGUUGCCUAUGGGAUCUGACGAGAGCUUCGUGACAAAGCUUCAUCACAACUUCUCCGGCGACAAGCACAAGUUUUACAAGAAGCCACGGUUUGGAAAGAGCGCAUUCACGGUCUGCCAUUACGCCAUUGACGUGACAUACGAGAGCGACGGCUUCAUCGAGAAGAACCGGGAUACUGUCCCUGAUGAACACUUGGAAGUGCUCUCCAACACUUCAAACGAAUUCCUGAAGGAGGUGCUCGACUUCAGCGCGAUCGUCCGAGAGCGCGACAAUGCGGCUGUGAUGCCGAAGGUGAAUGGAACGACGGGCGUUCGCAAGGGUGCUGCUGCUGCAAGGAAACCGACGCUUGGUGGAAUUUUCAAGAGUUCAUUGAUCCAGCUGAUGGAUACCAUCAACUCGACCGAAGUGCACUACAUUCGUUGUAUCAAGCCCAACGAAGCCAAGGAGGCUUGGAAGUUCGAGGGACCAAUGGUGCUCAGUCAGUUGCGAGCUUGUGGUGUAUUGGAAACAGUCCGCAUAAGUUGCGCAGGCUACCCAACCCGAUGGACGUACGAGGAAUUUGCACUCCGCUACUAUAUGUUGAUUCCUUCCAAGCAAUGGACCACCGAGAUUAGGGAUAUGGCGAAUGCGAUUCUCAGACAAGCUCUCGGCGAGGGCAAAAAAGACAAGACCGACAAGUACCAGCUGGGUCUGACAAAGAUCUUCUUCCGAGCUGGUAUGCUCGCAUUCCUGGAAAAUCUGCGGACCAACCGUCUCAGUGAUGCCGCGAUCAUGAUUCAGAAGAAUCUCAAGGCUAAGUACUACAGACGCCGGUAUCUCGAAGCAAUCAACAGCAUUCGAGCCUUUCAGGCCCAUGCACGAGCAACUACGGCCCGAGUCAAAGCUGAUGAAGCCCGCCGCCAACGGGGUGCUACGACCAUCCAGCGCGUUUGGAGAGGUCAGAAGGAGCGCAAAAAGUUCCUACAGUUCCGCGACAAUAUCAUCGUCUUUGAAGCAGCGGCCAAGGGGUACCUAGCCCGAAAGAUGAUCAUGGACAAGAAGUACUCCGAUGCAGCUCGGAUCAUCCAGCGAAGUUGGAGGAGUUACCAACAACUCAAGAGCUGGCGGAAUUUCCGGAAGAAGGCAGUGCUCGUCCAGAGUAUCUGGCGUGGAAAGACGGCCCGCAAGACGUACAAGACGCUCCGAGAGGAGGCACGAGAUCUUAAGCAGAUCUCGUACAAGUUGGAGAACAAGGUCAUCGAGCUCACGCAGAGUCUUGGCACGAUGCGCAGUGAGAACAAGCAGCUGAAGGGUCAAGUUACCAACUACGAAAAUCAACUCAAGAGCGCUCGCGAGCGGCACAAUGCUCUGGAGGCCAGAGCCAAUGACCUGCAGCGAGAAGCAAAUCAAGCAGGCAUGACUGCGGCCAAGUUGAGCCAGAUGGAGCAAGAAAUGUCGCGAUUGCAAUCCAACUACGAGGAGAGCACCGCGAACAUGCGAAGAUUGCAAGAAGAGGAGAAGAACCUCCGCGAGAGCCUUCGUGUGUCCAGUCAAGAAUUGGAAACGGCAAGACAGAGCAAGACUGCGAGCGAGACGGAGAAGUUGAGUCUGCGGCAACAGCUCGCAGAUCUGCAAGACCAGCUCGAGUUGGCCAAAAGAGCAGUUCCGAUCAGCAACGGCGAGCUCGUCGGGAACGCAAUGGCUGGUGCGUCGGGGCUUAUCAACCUGGUUGCGUCGAAGAAGCCAAAGAGGAGAAGCGCCGGUAUGGAGGCUAUCCAAACGGAACGGUUCAGCGGUGCGUACAACCCGCGGCCUGUUUCGAUGGCGUUUGGUGCAGCGGCUGGUGGGCACUCGCAAAACCUAUCUGGCUCCACGUUUAAUCCUGGGCUGGAGAACGUGGAGAUGGAGCUGGAGAACCUGCUUGCAGAUGAGGAUGGCCUCAAUGACGAGGUCACGAUGGGUCUCAUCCGAAACCUGAAGAUCCCCGCACCUGGCAGUAAUCCACCACCAACAGAUAAGGAGGUGCUCUUCCCGGCGUACCUCAUCAACCUGGUCACGAGUGAAAUGUGGAACAAUGGUUUCGUCAAGGAGUCUGAGCGAUUCCUGGCCAAUGUGAUGCAAUCGAUUCAGCAAGAGGUGAUGCAGCAUGACGGUGACGAUGCUGUGAACCCCGGAGCUUUCUGGCUGUCCAAUGUGCAUGAAAUGCUGUCCUUUGUCUUCCUGGCUGAGGACUGGUACGAGGCUCAGAAGACUGACAACUUUGAAUACGAUCGUUUGUUGGAGAUUGUGAAACAUGACUUGGAAAGCUUGGAGUUCAACAUUUACCACACAUGGAUGAAGGUCUUGAAGAAGAAGCUUCACAAGAUGAUCGUUCCGGCAAUCAUUGAAUCGCAAUCCCUACCCGGAUUCGUCACAAACGAGAGCAGCCGAUUCCUCGGCAAGCUGCUACAAUCGUCCAACGCACCGGCGUUCAGCAUGGACAACUUGCUCAGUCUGCUCAACAAUGUUUUUAGAGCAAUGAAGGCGUUCUACCUGGAAGAUAGUAUCAUCACGCAGACUGUCACAGAGCUCUUACGAUUGGUGGGUGUCACGGCCUUUAACGAUCUAUUGAUGAGGAGAAAUUUCCUCUCUUGGAAGCGAGGUCUGCAGAUCAACUACAACAUCACCCGGAUUGAGGAAUGGUGUAAGAGUCAUGAUAUGCCCGAAGGGACGCUACAGCUAGAGCACUUGAUGCAAGCUACCAAGCUGCUACAGUUGAAGAAGGCCACCCUGAACGACAUCGAGAUCAUCCAGGACAUUUGCUGGAUGCUCUCACCAAACCAAAUUCAAAAACUUCUCAACCAGUACCUCGUCGCCGACUACGAACAACCCAUCAACGGCGAAAUCAUGAAAGCAGUCGCCUCACGCGUCACAGACCCCAAAUCUGACGUCCUGCUCCUCCAAGCCGUGGACAUGGAAGAUUCUGGACCGUAUGAGAUCGCGGAACCUCGCGUGAUCACGGCACUCGAAACCUACACGCCUAGUUGGCUCCAAACUCCUCGCUUGAAGCGCCUUGCAGAAAUUGUCUCGGCGCAGGCCGUCAUGCAGCAGCAGCUCGAUGCGAAUGGCAUGGGCAAAGUGCAUGACGAAGACGGUAUGGAUGUCAUGGACGGGCAAUGGCCUGUUCCUUCCAACGGACAUGGAUWGAAUGGAAAUGCCAUCGGGCUCGGUCUGAGGCAUGAAGAUAGUAUUAGUGAGGAUGGGGAGAUGUCGCCAGUGAGGUAA